Messenger RNA from Rhopalosiphum padi (bird cherry-oat aphid), 12212 nucleotides. It is a transcript of the gene cac, whose product is annotated as voltage-dependent calcium channel type A subunit alpha-1. The record is from RefSeq and is a predicted model, not a curated record. The transcript has 40 exons. Gene Ontology annotation, molecular function: calcium ion binding; high voltage-gated calcium channel activity. NCBI's taxonomy places the organism in Eukaryota, Metazoa, Arthropoda, Insecta, Hemiptera, Aphididae. Gene Ontology annotation, cellular component: membrane; voltage-gated calcium channel complex. Gene Ontology annotation, biological process: calcium ion import across plasma membrane; chemical synaptic transmission. Bases 983 to 7072 code for a protein of 2029 amino acids.
ACCGCCGCGGUAGUAGCGCGCACACAGCAGUCCGGACCUAGUGCGUUUUGACGGUGAUACGCGCGCGGCUACAACAGCAUAAUAUACUAUUAUAUAUAUAUAUAUUAUUGUUAUAUAUAUAUAUAUAAUAAUAAUAAAUUUACACACAUACAAAAAUCAUACAUCACACAUCAUAUACACAAACACAUACAUACACACACACAAACACACACACAUACACACACACACAUAUAUUGUAUCGAAUGUACGUACGUUCGUAAAAAAAAUUAAAUUAAAUCGACAAAAUGUUUAAAUUGAAUUAAAUCAAAACCCGUUUGGAAUAAGAGUGCGUUCUCGUCGCGAGUGUAGUCGUGUUGGUUGUUUACUACCAUUAUGCAUUUGUGAGUGCGCCCGUGCGUGUGUUGUGUGUGCAUGUGUGUGCGGUGCACUCGGUUCGAACUCGGCCGCGUGUGAAUGCGAGUGAGUGUAGUGUACAUAUCGCUGCCGCCGCUUCGACAGUGUACUUUCCGUUUUCGCGGUGGUAAUAAUCAUAAUAAUAAGAUCGUAAAGACGACGACGUCGAUCACCCCCAGACGCCGUCGCGGAAACCGGUGCGGUGCGGUGUGGUCCGGGCGUGUGGCCUGAGCUCCGCAGCCGCCGCCGCCACACACCACCGUCGUCGUAUAAUCAUCAUCGGGCGCCGUAGCGAUAAGUUCGGCGCGCGGUGACGGUGAAGACGUCGACGACGACGACCGUCACGACGUCGUCGACGACCACGACGACGGCUACGACGAUAACGACGACGACACCGCUGCGUUCAUUGUCGCCGGCGCUGUAGCAGCCGUGGCAACGGUCAAUGGACGAUAGCCGGCGCACCGGCCCGACAAUAAGAUGACCGCCGGACUCGAUGACCUCGAACUCCUAGCAAAGGUUGGCGGCGGAGAAGGAAGUCGCUGCGGCCGCGGGACGUGACUGCAUCGGGUCGGCGGGAACAUCCGCCGGCAUGGGGAGGCCGCGGUCCCACCACCAUCACCACCAUCACCACCAUCAGCAGGCGGACGCGCCCCCUGGGCCGUCGUCCUUGUUCCUGUUCAGCACCGACAACCCCGUCCGCCGGUACACCAGGUUCAUCAUCGAAUGGCCUCCGUUCGAAUAUGCGGUGCUGUUAACCAUCAUAGCCAACUGCGUGGUGUUGGCUCUGGAGGAACAUCUGCCCAGGGGAGACAAGACUGUACUUGCUAAGACUUUGGAGGCAACCGAACUCGUUUUCCUAGCAAUUUUUUGCGUCGAAGCGACUCUCAAAAUAUUAGCUUUAGGUUUUUUACUGCACAGCGGCUCAUAUCUUCGUAAUAUAUGGAACAUUAUGGACUUUUUUGUAGUUGUAACAGGAUGUAUAACACAAAUACCGUCAGCGGCAAACAUGGAUCUGCGGACGCUGCGAGCGAUCCGGGUAUUGAGGCCACUCAAAUUGGUCUCCGGAAUUCCAAGUCUGCAAGUUGUACUGAAGUCCAUCAUCAAAGCGAUGGCACCGCUACUCCAGAUUGGCUUAUUGGUGUUAUUUGCUAUCAUCAUAUUUGCAAUCAUUGGACUGGAGUUUUACUCCGGAGCGUUGCACAAGACUUGCUACAAGUUGGAUAAUCUGAUUGCGAUGGAAAUCGAGGGACAGAACCCAGCGCCUUGCAACUCGGACUCGGAUUCAAACGAGAGCACGAAGCCGUACAACGCGUACUUCUGUGAUAACACGACGUCCACGUGCAUAGAGAACUGGGAAGGUCCCAACUACGGGAUCACGUCGUUCGAUAACAUCGGACUCGCCAUGCUUACCGUUUUCCAGUGCAUCACCAUGGAAGGGUGGACUACCAUUCUGUACUGGAUGAACGAUGCUUACGGCGUGCUAUUCAAUUGGAUAUAUUUUGUACCACUUAUUAUUCUAGGUUCAUUUUUUAUGCUCAAUUUAGUUCUUGGUGUGCUUAGCGGAGAAUUUGCUAAAGAAAGAGAAAAAGUCGAAAACCGGCAAACGUUUUUGAAGCUACGGCGACAGCAACAGCUGGAACGCGAGCUCAACGGUUAUGUUGACUGGAUAUGCAAAGCCGAAGAGGUCAUCCUGGCCGAAGAACGAACCACAGAUGAAGAGAGAAGACAUAUAAUCGAAGCAAGAAGAAGAGCUGACAUAAAAAGGAAAAAACUGAAAACCUUGGGCAAAAGCAAAAGCACCGAAUCCGAAGAAGAGUGCGAGGAAGAAGAAGCCGAUGAAGUGCUUGGUAAAGGCAAAAAAGGUUUUCCACGUACGCCAACGUUCAAAGACCGAAUGCGAAAAAAAGGCGUUUGUGCUUCCAUGUGGAGAGCAGAAAAACGAUUUAGGUUUUGGAUCAGACGCAUGGUAAAAGCGCAAUGGUUCUAUUGGUUCGUCAUCGUAUUAGUGUUUUUUAAUACAGUGUUCGUGGCCAUCGAACAUCACAAACAACCAGAAUACAUAACGAAUUUUGUCUUUUAUUCUGAGUACGUAUUCCUCAUGCUCUUCAUGGCUGAAAUGUUCAUCAAGAUGUACGCGCUUGGAAUACGAAUAUACUUUGAUUCCGCAUUCAACCGUUUCGAUUGCGUCGUAAUCAUGGGUUCCAUAUUCGAAGUCGUUUGGUCUGCCGUCAAAGGUGGUUCCUUCGGUCUAUCCGUGCUGAGAGCACUUCGAUUAUUACGAAUAUUCAAAGUGACAAAGUAUUGGUCUUCGUUGAGAAACCUCGUGAUAUCGUUACUCAACUCCAUGAGAUCAAUCAUAUCGUUGCUUUUCCUAUUGUUCUUAUUCAUACUAAUAUUUGCACUGCUCGGUAUGCAGUUGUUCGGCGGACAGUUUAAUUUUGAGGAAGGAACGCCCCCUACAAAUUUCAACACAUUUCCAAUAGCUCUGUUAACCGUGUUUCAGAUUCUAACGGGUGAAGAUUGGAAUGAAGUCAUGUACCAAGGCAUCAGAAGUCAAGCCCAGACUCAAGGUGGAGGGAUGAUAUAUGCUCUAUACUUCAUCAUCUUAGUAUUGUUUGGUAAUUAUACACUGUUGAACGUGUUUUUGGCUAUUGCCGUUGAUAAUUUAGCAAACGCGCAAGAACUAACAGCUGCCGAGGAAGAACAAGAAGAAGAGGAUAAAGAGAAACAACAACAAGAACUUGAGAAAGAAAUGGAAGCAUUACAGAUGAGUACUGACCCGUCCAAGAUGGAAAUGAUACCAACAUCGCCAUCGCAAAAUUCCAGUGUUUCACUUAUCAGACACCACCGAAAACAUCAUUCGGAUGAGCCUGACAGCAAAGUAGAAGAGGAAGAAGAAGACGAAGGCCCAAAACCUAUGCUACCGUAUUCGUCAAUGUUUUUACUGUCACCUACCAACGGUAUUAGAAGAGCUGCCCAUUGGAUCGUUAAUUUAAGAUAUUUCGAUUUUUUUAUUAUGCUCAUUAUCAUACUGAGCAGCGUGGCAUUAGCCGCUGAAGAUCCAAUUAACGAUGAUUCAGAUUGGAACAAUUAUUUGGACGUAGUCGACAACGUAUUCACAGUGAUUUUUGCCAUAGAAAUGAUACUGAAGAUAAUCGAUUUGGGAGUGAUUUUACAUCCCGGUUCGUAUCUUAGAGAGUUUUGGAAUAUAAUGGACGCGGUGGUAGUCAUCUGCGCAUUUGCGUCAUUCAUAUUCCAAAAGGGUGGCGGUUCCGUUGGUACAAACCUGUCAACCAUCAAAUCACUCCGUGUGCUGCGAGUAUUACGGCCGUUGAAGACCAUCAAACGCGUACCCAAGCUCAAAGCGGUUUUCGACUGCGUGGUGAAUUCGCUGAAGAACGUAAUCAAUAUACUGAUUGUGUAUAUACUGUUUCAUUUCAUCUUUGCCGUCAUUGCCGUUCAGCUGUUUCACGGAAAAUUCUUCUACUGUAACGAUAGCAGCAAGUCCAUUAAUGAUACAUGCCAGGGUUAUUAUUUCAAAUACGAGGCUGGUGAUACGGAAGACGUGAAUUCACAAAAGUUCAUACCGACUUCAGAAAAGAGGAAAUGGGAUAAACAGGAUUUCUACUACGACAACGUGGCCGUGGCUAUGUUGACACUGUUUGCCGUCCAAACGGGCGAAGGAUGGCCCCAAGUGUUGCAAAAUUCGAUAGCGGCCACGGAAGAGGACCACGGACCCAUACCGAAUUACCACAUCGAGAGGUCGUUGUUCUACAUAAUUUAUUUUAUCGUGUUUCCUUUCUUCUUCGUCAACAUAUUCGUCGCGUUGAUCAUUAUUACGUUUCAAGAACAGGGAGAAGCCGAACUACAAGACGGUGAAAUUGACAAAAACCAGAAAUCAUGUAUUGAUUUUACCAUACAAGCGAGGCCGCUGGAGAGGUACAUGCCAAAAGACAGGAACAGUAUGAAAUACAAGAUAUGGCGUCUGGUAGUGUCGACGCCGUUUGAAUAUUUUAUCAUGAUACUGAUCGUCUUGAACACGCUGUUACUUAUGAUGAAGUUUUAUCAACAAAAAAAAUCCUACAAGACUGCUCUACAUUACAUGAACAUGGUGUUUACUGGCAUGUUUACCAUUGAGUGCGUGCUCAAAAUUUUGGCGUUUGGAGUCAGGAAUUUUUUUAAAGAUCCGUGGAAUAUUUUCGACUUUAUUACGGUCAUUGGAAGUAUCGUGGACGCGCUGGUCAUCGAAUUUGGGGAACGCCUCGUAUAUCUGUACCGAACUGUGUUCGAGAAAGAUAUAGUCAAAGCACCAAAACUGCUGUUCGGAGAAGUUGUGGAGGAAAACUUCAUAAACGUCGGAUUUCUUCGGCUCUUCCGAGCCGCCAGACUGAUAAAACUGCUCCGGCAAGGGUACACGAUACGGAUAUUGCUCUGGACGUUCGUUCAGUCGUUCAAAGCCUUACCCUACGUGUGUCUGCUGAUUGGCAUGUUGUUCUUCAUAUACGCAAUCAUUGGGAUGCAGAUUUUUGGCAACAUCCAGCUAGAUCCCACUACAGAAAUCAACAGGCACAAUAAUUUUCAAACUUUUGUCCAGGGUCUAAUGCUGUUGUUUCGAUGCGCCACGGGCGAAGCGUGGCCGUCGAUCAUGUUGUCGUGCAAUCACGGUAAAAUGUGCGAGGCUGGUGCCAAAAAGGAGGAUAAUGAUUGUGGUUCAAAUAUGGCCUACAUGUAUUUUGUGUCAUUCAUAUUUUUCUGCUCGUUUUUGAUGUUGAACUUGUUCGUGGCAGUUAUCAUGGAUAACUUUGAUUACCUAACCAGGGACUCAUCGAUUUUGGGAGCUCAUCAUCUGGAUGAAUUCGUUCGGAUCUGGGCGGAAUACGACCCAAAUGCCACGGGAAAGAUACACUAUACCGAAAUGUACGAUAUGCUCAAAAACAUUGACCCGCCUUUGGGUUUUGGCAACAAGUGUCCCAAUCGUUUGGCAUACAAAAAACUCAUCCGGAUGAAUAUGCCGGUUGACCAAGAUGGUAAGGUGCAGUUCACCACAACGCUAUUUGCGCUUAUCCGGGAAAACCUAAGCAUAAAGAUGCGAUGUGCCGAAGAAAUGGACCAGGCGGACGAGGAAUUGAGAGAGACUAUUAGACAUAUAUGGCCGUUACAAGCCAGAAAGAUUUUGGACCUUCUCAUUCCGAAAAGCGAUUGUCUGAACGCCGGAAAACUGACGGUAGGCAAGAUAUACGCAGGUCUGUUGAUUUUAGAGAGUUGGAAGUCCACGAGAUUCGGUCAGGUCGAAUCGUCGAAUCCACAGGACAUUGCAGAACAUAGUUCCCCAGAGCCGCAUUCAUCAUUUUUCACGUGCCUGAUGGAGGCCGCCGGUGCGACAAAUUGGAACGCAGAACGUGGACAAGACGAAGACGAAAACAGCUGUUUGCUGACUAGGAACAACUCCAGGAGCCGGUCUAAAAAGGUGAUGGAGCUGACAGACGUGGUGAUUUCAUCGCGCAGGCCAUCCGAAGAUUCCAACUCCGACGGGCAACAGCCCCAGCACCAGGGUAUGCACUUACAUCCCGGUUAUAGACAACAGAGAUCGCGAUCACCGAGCAUACGUAGAGAGCGUCAUACCCCGUCGCCAAUCAGAAGAUACCAUCACCACUACCAUCACCACAGUCAUCAUCCACACGAGAUCGGCUUCAGCGACACUGUUUCCAACGUUGUCGAGAUCGUCAAGCAGUUGGAUCAUCGUCGUCAUCCUAGAGGUUCUUGGUCGGCAUCCACGAGUCCAGUCCGUUCACCCAGCCCGGACAGGUCGGAGAGCGGCCGCACGUAUUACGGCACCACCAGCCUGGACCAACGCUCGCGUUCUCCGUCGCCGGUGUCGACGAAUGGCAGCGGCCGGCACCAGCACCAGCACCAACAACAGCAGCAGCACCAUCACCAACAUCAGCAUCAUGGAGGCGGCGGCGGCGGGGCGUCGGCUUCGUCUUCCGCCGCCGCCGGGCCGACGUCAUCGAGACAGCAACAACACCAGCACGUCAUGCAGCACCAACAAACGGCACCGUCAAUGCCGUCGUCGUCGUCCGUAUCUCACCACGGUUCGCAUCACCCCCCGUCGUCGCUGUCGGGCGGCGGCGGCCAUGCGACCUCAGUGUCUGCAAUGAUGACCGGGGCGGCCGCGGUGGCCAUGACGAUGCCACCGCCGUCCGUUCUGGUCAACAGCAGUUACCCCGUACUGGCCGUGGCCGGUUGCAACAGACGCCGGUUGCCGCCCACACCCAACAAACCGUCGUCGCUGCAGCUCCGGCCGCCGCACCACUCGGCCUCGAUAAAUUUUCCGAAGUUGAACGCAUCGCCGACGCGUGGCCAACCGGCGGCGUUGCCCAAACCACCGCCCGUGGCUCUGUCGUCCACGUCUACCGCUGCGGCCGUGGCCCGGCAGAGUAUGGCCAUGACGGCCAUGCCACCGCUCAGCUUCGAGCAGGCCAUGUCGAUCGGCCGCAGUGGCCGGCUACUGCCGUCGCCUGUGCGCAACGGGUACGCAUCGUCGUCGUCCAAGCAGCAGCAGCAGCAGCAGCAGCCGUCGUCGUCGUCGUCGGUGUCGGCAAUCCGACGGCAAAAGAACGGUGGCGGUGGUCGGGUGAGCAGCCGGCACAGCGAUUCGGACGAGGACGACUGGUGCUAACCCUUACUGUCUGGUAGUGGCCGCCGCCGCUGCCGCCGUCGCCAUAACGGCAGCAGUAGCAGUAGCAGUGACGACGACGACGAAAGACUUAGCAGCCGCCAACGACGACUGUCGCAACGACGCAAAACGAUGCUCAGAUCGUUUCGGUCGCCCGCAUCACGUUCGCUCCGACCAACGAUCGUUGCAUCGUCCUCGUCCUCGUCUUCGUCGACGCUGUUGGACUACUCCUCUCAUUCUGCUCCGCCGCCGCCGACGAACAAGCAGCAGCGGUAGCCGCCGCUGCCACCGCCUAAAAUUUAUAAAUAUUAUAUAUUAUUAUUAUUACCUAAUUAUUAUUAUUAUUAUUAUUAUUAAUAACUAUUUCCGUAAAAGAAAAACGGCUCGUUAUUUUGCGCGUACUCUCGUCGUUUUUCGAUUUUGAUUUUUUAACGUACCCAUUUACACGUGUCAUCUUGAUGGCGUACGUAAUUUUGUUAAGAGGUUGAUAUGAUAUUAUAUUUAGUGGAUAAAUAAUAUUUUAUUUCCACAAUGUGUUGGUUUUUUAUUUCAUUUUAUAAUAAUAUCAUGAACGUAUUUUUAUUAUACAUAAAAAUACUAAUAAUUGUAUUACAAUCGUCGCGCAGUUUCUGUUCAGAUUAUAACAUUAUUAUAAUAUGUUUGUAUGUAGGGAUACGUUUAUAUUAUAUUAUACAUACAUUUUUUUUUAUGGCCGGACAUUCCCUUCUUUUCACUUCGACGUCCAUUCACCGUUUCCCCACACAAAUGCCACCGAUCACUAUAUUAUAAUAUACCGUCGUCGUGUUCAUAAAUAUACACACAUCACAAGCGUCUUAUUAUUAUAUUGUAUAUAUAUAUAUAUAUAUAUAUAUAUAUAUAUAUAUAUAUUGUCGUAUCUCGUUCUUAUUGAUCUACUCUUUACAAUCAUACACAAAUACAGUACACACACACACACACACACACAAUAUCGAAUUAUUUAUUAUUAUCAUCGAUCUGUUGAAUUAAACUUAGAGUUUAUACAACAACAAAAAAUCGUUGUAAAUAACAUCCUGAUCCGCGUGAAUAAAAUCGUAUUGUCUAAUAAAUUAUAUUAUACGUACAAUAUUAUUGCUUACUUUGUUUUUAUCGACAUGCAAAUUAUAUAAAACGUGUUAUAAUAUUAAUAUGAGAUAUAUAUUUUUAAAAAAAAUCCACCAUUUCAUUCUCAUCUAUUUAUUGAUUUAAAUUUUUCUUUUCCAAAUUUCUACACUGUUAUGAUGGUCAAAUCAAUCGUUAAAUACCUAAUAUUCGGAAUUCGAAUGUACUAACCUAACAUUCAUUGUUUGCGUAUUUGGAUUUUUUCUGCCGUUAUCGUGAUUCUCACACUUCGAUAACUGUUAAUGUUUUUUUAAUAAUUUACUAUAUACGCUCAAUGUACUUAAAUAAUAAUGUAUUGUAUUAUAAUUGCAUUGCAAACAUGUACUUUCAUUUUUGUCGUUUAAUAAGUUUUGGAAAAACUACAAGUAUAACCAUCACUGACGGCUUUUUUUUUUUAUAAUACUAAUGCUAAUUUUUUUCUCGAAACUGCGCAAUUAAAGGUCUUUUGACCUUUUUUUAGGCAUUUUAUUGUCUGUGGUUAUAUUUUCUUAAUAUUUUAAUUACGCCGUAAAUUUUUGUGAGUAUGUUAAUAUACAUAAUAUGUGUUCUUUAAUAAUUGAAAUCCUUACAUUUUUCGUAUUUUAAUUUUGAAAUAUUCAUAUUCUGCUAAAUAAUUUUAUAAACGUAUUACCAGCGUAACUUUUUACUUUAUCAAAUGUUUAUUGUAAAAAAUGUUACUUAUUAUUUUUAGUAUAUAUAUAUAUAUAUAUAUACCGGCCAUUCAAUAUAAUAUCAUUGUUUAUUUCUCAGAAAUUCGAAACGAACACGACAAGACGUAUCUUCUUUAUUUUGGAUAAUGAUGACAAGGGGAUGUCCGUGACAUAAUUCUCUGUCGUAUUUAAAAAAUACUGUUAAAAAAAACCAUUUACUCGUUUUAUUGUAACGGACAAAGCGAAAAACAAUAAUAUAAUAUAUUAUUUAAUAACGUAAUAUUAAUAUUGUAUGACACUAUUUCACUAAAAAAUGUCAUAGACACGAUUGAUAUUAAUAAUUCUAAUUGAAGCUAAAAAUGUUUGAACCGUUUGAAAUGUUGUAGUUCAUUAUAGUCGUAUGUACAAUCCGAAUUUCGCUUUGCCUACAAGUACAAAAAGCGCUUAACUUGGUAGUACGCGUAUCAUUUUCCUCUGUUUUCAACUUCGUUUAUAUCCAUAAUAAUAUCAUCUGAAAACGCUUUCGUAGACAGAGUUUCACAAUCGUUCGAGUUUCUUUUGUGUGUGUGUAUGUUUAAUAAUUACCAUAUAAUAUAUUAUAUUUUGUGGUUUCUUCGUUUUGUACUUUUGGAGCGUUUAUUAUGUUGUUCAGUAUACUAUACUCUAUAUAAUAAUAAUAUUAUUAUUAUUAUUACUAUUACUAAAAAUAUUGUACACAAUGUGACUUGAUGUUGCGUGCGAACAUGUAAGCAACUAUGUUGUACAUUAUAUUAUGUUCUGUUAUGUAUCGUGUUUCUCUUUUGUAUAUUUAAUAUAAUAUUGUUCCGUUUCGUUUAUUUUGUGUCAAUCGUUUCAUCUCGUGCGGUUUCAGAAACGUAGGUUUUAUAAACCAUGUAUUCAUAAUAUUAUAUUUCUCAUAUUAUAUUGUUUCAAAUUUUUAAAUUAUUAAGUUUGUUCAUUCCAUGCUUUUUUUGUUUUUAGCCUAUCCAUCUACACACACUCACACACACACACAUAUACAGGUGUAUUAAAAAAUAUGCAUUGGUCUUGAUUUAAACAACACCAUCUAGGUACCCAUUAACUUGAAUGACACGAUUUUAUUUUGUAAGUCUAGACGAAAUUGGUCAACAAAAGCAUAACAUAAAGUUAAUAAAUAAAUAAAGCAUUAGUCAUAAUACUAUCAUAUUUUGAUGAAUUUUUAACCACUCUAUGAAUAAGUCUUGAUAUCAAGGCCGUAACUGAAAACAAAUUUCAGGGGGUCCAACAUUUUUUUAAUAUAAAUACUUAUAUAAAACCCAACAUUAUACCUUAAAUUCACCACUAAAAUGUUUCUACUUUUAGAAAUUUCUGGAGAGGUCCGGACUCAUGGACCCUCUCCCCCAGUUACGGCCUUGCUUGACAUGUAUUAAAUAAAAUCAUUAAAAGAACAUUAAAUGUCUGUGGUUUCAUUUGAAUGUUGAAUAUCUUACCAUUUUUUUUUGUGUUUGUUAUAAUUGGCGUAGUUAUAGCUUUAAUUUCUUGUAGGAGCCUGCACCUUGUAAUAAAAUUAUGUACCUGGUGGUCUCAUAAAUCAUAAAUCAAUUCUGUAUGUAUAUUCAAUUUUUGCAAUUAGUGGGUCGUCUACAAAUUAUAUAGUAAAAUUUGUGUUUGCUUAAAAACCUAUAAUCGGAUUAGAACUUAUUUUCUAAAACAAUUGUAUCGAUUUUGAUCCACAUACAUAAUAGCCCGACUAUUUAUUACCUAUAAAUAAUAAAUACUUAAAUAUUAAACAAAAUAGGCAUAAUAGUAUGUUAUAAGAUGUAUAGUUUGUCCCAUAUUUUUAUCUCUCUCAUCCACUCUUUCUCUUUAUCUUUCCAAUUAUGUUUAUCUAUUUAUUGUCUAUCUUUAUAUUUUAUCUCUGUAUUUGUGAAUAAAAUGAAUUUGUACAUAGUAUAGAUUUUGUUUGAUUGUUAAAUUAAUUAUUUUUUUUUGUUUUUUAAUAAAUACAAUUUUAAAAAAAAAAUUUAAAAAAAACCAAGUACUAGGAUAAUUUUUCUAGUUGAUAAUACAUUUUAUUUCACACGGGACCAUAAAAUAUAAUGUUAAUUUUCAUUUUCAUUUUUUGCCGUCGUCUCAUCACCGACGUAUUUAUGUUUUUAACUGCCAAUACGUUUUGAUUGUAAUACUAAUUAUUAUAAACGGAUCGUCGUGAAUUCAUAUUUUUAGGUGAUUUUUAUCGUUAAAUUUUAUCAUUCAAUAUUGUGUUUUAAACUGAUAAUUCUCGCAAGAUUUUUUGUUAUGUAAUAAAAAUACAAUUAUUAUAAUAAUUAUUACUCUCUUUAAACGCUAUUUUAACAUAAUAUUAUAUACAUAAUUACAUCAGAGUAACGCAUUUAGAAGCGUUAUUAAAAAAAAAAAAAUCUGUGAUAAAACGACAAACCUGUGUAUAAUAUAUCUAUAAAUAAUAAUUUUGAAAAAAAAAUGAUGUAUUCUAUUCCGUCUGAUAAUAUGAUAUUUUCCAUGGGAAUUCCAAUUUUAUCCCAUCAAACAAGAAAAAUUUAAAUUAUCCUAUAUGUAUACUAUGUAUACCUACCUAGUAAUAUAUAUAUAUAUAUAUAUACACACAUAAAUAAUAUAUCUCUAACUCUGUCUCUGUCUCUCUAUCUCUCUCUCUAUCUCUAUCUCUCGCUCUCACUCUCACUGUAUAUACACACACAUAUAUAUAUAUAUAUAUAUAUAUGUGUGUAUAUGUAUAUGUCUAUCUAUUUAUCUCUUUAUUUACGCUUGCUGGUGUCCCUUCUGUGCUUGUCUAAAACAACACUUUGUCUUUGGCCAUUAAAAAAGUAUAUAUUAUAAUAUAGGAACAUAUUAUUAUAUAAAAAAAAUCAAUACAAUACCUGUUAACACUAAAUUAUAAUGUAAAUUAUUAAUAAUAAUAUUGUAAUCAAAGUUGCCUUAUUACUAACCGUAAGUUUCCGGUUGUAAUUUCCUUUUUUUGUUACAAAAUAAAAGUUGAAAAAAAAAUUAAAAAAACUGUGUAAAAAAUUUAAUUUUUAAGUAUUUAAAAAUAGUGUUAUCAUUAUACUAAAAAAAACUGUAUAAAAACGGAGGUGGAACGGGUAUAUUACUAUUUUUUUUCCAAUGUGAUUCAUAUAUUAUUACCUAAUUGUUUUAGGUAUUUCCUUUUAGAACAAACUAUUUUUUUUUUAGAUAUAUUUAAAAUGAGUUGUCGAAUUUUUUUUGUUAAAUAAUAUUUGUUGUUGUUACUUUUUCGACAAUCCGUUUUUCUAUGCUGUAUAACAAAAGACGCGCGUAGAUUUUAUCUUGUAAAAAAAAAUUUACUAAAAAAAAAUAAAAAUUUAUGAAUACCAAAAAAA